CCCCGGGGAAAGGAGGAAUCAAAUCAAUGGUUAGUGUAAGUUUACCCGCCAACCUGAGACCAUUGACUGGAGAAGUAGGUGGUGUUAGUAGAAAGAAUGAGGGGGGGGGGUGCGAUAAAGAUCUUCAUAGGUAUGCGUGCUGUGACAUAUUUUGCCGACUUCGACUAUAUAUCGUUCUGUGCAUUUGCUUCGCGGGCUCUUUGUUAUUUCCCCUUUUUGUUAUUUCAAACCGCAAGCAUGAUGUCAUUACCACGCGGUUCCCCUGGCAUCGCAUUCAUGUUCGUGAUUCGUUAGAUUGGGCGGGAAAUGUAUGCGUGAUCGAUCAUGGGGAUUCCCCAACCUCAAUCAUGGCGUCGGAUACAACCGUGAUGUCCUCCACUGUUUUCACUGACUUGAUUCUGCGGUUCGAAUGGUUAAUUGAUCUCUUCAAUGAGACAUUGCAUAAUUAUGAACGACCGGUUAAAAGGGGUUUCUUCUGUUCGGAUACUUCUAUCCGGUAUCCAUACAUUCCGGAUGAUACUAUCAGCAUAUUCUCUCUGUUGUGCAUCAUAACAGUGCCACUGUUAUUUAUUAUCUGGCACCAGACAUGCCAGAGUAUAAUUUGGAUGCUGGCAUAUCGAAGAAGUGUCGAUCCUAUCCUCCAACGACCUCACCCUAUGGGCGUGGUGGGCGGGGCACUUCUCACAACUCUUAUCACUGUCUGUAUGAAGCUCGGCAUAGGGAGAUUAGCGCCCAAUUUUUAUGAAGGUUGCAUGCCGAAGUCAGAAUGCUACUGGAGUAACGAUCUUAGUUAUAUAACUGAUUUUACAUGUUCAUAUCCAGAGAGGCUAAGGGAAGUAAGUCGAUCAUUUCCCUGUGUGUACACGUCUUUGUCAUCAUUUUCUUGGUUCUAUUUCUUGAUAUACUUGGUAUACAACUCCCCAUCGCCUAGUCUCCGAAGAACAUUCGCUGUCAUUACCUGUCUUGCAAUCCCCGUCUGUGUCGCAUUCACUCGUCUCCAUGACAACAGGAGUCAUUCCGGUGACGUAAUUGCAGGAUACCUUCUGGGUAUUUCCAUCGCAGUUAUCUUGACAGUCGGUAGAAAGGCAAAGUCAAAGUUUGGGGCCAAUUCCGAUUGGACUGAACAUGAUGAAGACGAAGGCUUUGAAAUGCUAUCGGAGGAAGAGUCUAAAGAGAAGAAUCUCAAACCGACGGUUAGAGUUUGCUCAUCGGCCAUAAAGUCUAACAUUCAAGGCUUCAUUGACGAGCUCACACACCGCUUAUGUGAUAACGUCGAAGGCAUUGAUCACGUCUCACUUCCAUACAGCGAUCUCGAUUCAUUUAAACCGACUGACUGGAACAAGACUGAUGUCGUCAUCUUGUGUCAUUCCAUCAAUAAUCGAAGGCUAUCGAUCACUGACGUGACAGACGCCCUUUACAAUGAAUUCCUUAAGAUGGUUACGAAACAUUGCGGAAAAGACUCUGUUAUUGUGAUAGCACAUGAUUUCGAAUGGAAGAAAGAUCAAUUACCUAAGGCCCGAGAGGAUAUCGAAGAGACACUUCGUAUCAAGCAGCCUACCACCUUUAGAUGCGCGGGAACGGUCAUUUUGGCGGGAAAACUAGACAGACAGAACGUAUCUACCUGUUUGUCAGAUGAUGACUGGAAAAACAUCGAAGCUGUUAUCCUGAAAUAAAAAUAAAAAUUUGCCUGAUCGUUUGCUUGAAAAAUCCUCAGUUCAAGCUUGAAAUGACCGCUCAUUAUCAGAGAGCCGAGGGGGAGAUAAAUACAAAGAAUGGGACCUAUCAAAUGUCGCUUAAACCUGUUCCGACAUCCUACACUCAUGAAUGGUAGAGCGCAUUACACUUUAAAGAGAUGCACAAAAUACUCAUUUUAUGUUAUACACAUGGUGCGCAUAUUACCCUUGCUAAUAUAGGCCUACUUUUUAAAAUGACCAUAUAUUCCUUACAAUUUUCUUUUUCUCACGUUAUUAUGCACUCUUAUG
This is a messenger RNA of Lytechinus variegatus (green sea urchin), 1982 nucleotides long. RefSeq lists its product as uncharacterized. Bases 27 to 1673 code for a protein of 548 amino acids. The transcript has 8 exons. NCBI's taxonomy places the organism in Eukaryota, Metazoa, Echinodermata, Echinoidea, Temnopleuroida, Toxopneustidae. The record is from RefSeq and is a predicted model, not a curated record. Gene Ontology annotation, biological process: phospholipid metabolic process. Gene Ontology annotation, molecular function: phosphatidate phosphatase activity.